UUCACGCUCAAACUUUUUACUAUGAGAAUAAGUUUCACAAUUCUGCAAUUCCUCGUUUUUUGAGUGAUAGCUCACAAUAUCUCACCCUGCGCAACAUUAGCAAAGUUUUUUGUGUGAGACGGGACAUUUUUCUACCCCUCCUUCAUCAAAAAACUUACUACCCCUCAACACCAAGAAAUAUCAUCACCACUCUUUUUUUUUUCUUUUUUUUUUCACAUUCACCAACCACAGACCAAAACAAAAAUGUCAACCCACGACUCAGACAACGAGUCAGGCGGCGGCGGAGAGCUUGGGUUGUUUUCCGAACCAACAGAUUACUACCCUCCCUCCCCCCCACCAACAACAGAGACUUACACCACCGCGACGGGGGAGAUCAUAACCCUCCACCUCGUCGGGCACUCCCCCCUCGAAGCCCACCACCUAUGGAAUGGCUCAAGAGUCAUAUCCCAACUUUUCGAAUCAACCCCCACCACCACGGUGAAAAACCGCACAGUCUGCGAACUCGGCGCCGGCGCCGGCCUCCCCUCCCUCGUGGCCUCCAUGCUGGGUGCUUCCCUCGUCGUCUGCACUGACUUCCCCGACCCGGACCUCAUCGCCACCAUACAAAAAAACAUUGACGGGUGCCACCUCCUCCCCCACGACAACGACGAGCUCAACAUCGUCGCUGACGGUUUUGUCUGGGGCGCCUCCCCUUCCACGCUCCUCCGUCACUCCCCUAACGGGUUCGACGUCCUCAUCCUCGCCGAUUUGCUCUUCAGACACUCUGAGCACGGCAAUAUGAUCAAGACCAUCAGGGAGACUCUCAAGCGCACAAGAGAAGCAAAAGCCUAUGUCGUCUUUUGCAGCUACCGCCCCUGGCUGAGGGAGAAGGAUCUCAAGUUUUUUGACCUGUGCAGGGAGGAUGGGUUCGAGGUGGAACAAAUCUUGGAAAAGAAGAUGGACAAGAAGCUUUUUGAGGAGGAUCCGGGGGACGAGGAGAUCCUCAAGACGGUUACGGGGUGGGUAGUUAGUUGGCCUGAGAAGGAGUGGGUUGCGUGAGGGGAUGAGAAAAUGAAGAGGGUGCAAGUGGUAUAGUUGGAAAAAUAAAUAAAUAAAUAAUUGAAUGACAGGCCGAGUGAGAGAGGGGUAGGACGUGUGAGGAUCAUGAAUACCACAUACAUUAAGACAAUUCUUGGGUCAACAAUAUGUGACUCAACCCCAACGGGGUGAACAAGACACAUACAAUGUAUAUAUCAACACUCAAAGCUAUGCGCACAAAUUCAUUCAUCAUAACCCUUCCCAUUCCAU
Molecule: messenger RNA, 1287 nt
Organism: Podospora pseudocomata
Lineage: Eukaryota; Fungi; Ascomycota; Sordariomycetes; Sordariales; Podosporaceae
Gene: EFM7
Product: Protein N-terminal and lysine N-methyltransferase efm7
Exons: 2
Coding region: 244-1038 (264 amino acids)
Molecular function (GO): protein-lysine N-methyltransferase activity
Source: RefSeq, a predicted model, not a curated record